AAUGUGAUUGUGGAAGACGUUUAGCAACCUAUAGGAAAAUUCUAACAUUUUCAAGAAGUUUAUUCAUAUUUCUCAUUUAAUUACUUUCAUAUUGUAUUUCGUACUUCUAGACUAAGAACUUUUUCUUAAAUUUGGUACUGUAAAAUCUUUAUAUGUUUGAUCCAAAGUAACACUAUACUUGGCAAGAUGUCGGUGGUACUCUUCUGCAAUUUUGACAUGGAAAGAAUGUAUGUAUCGUCGUAAAAAGCUUUUUUGGAUUUUGUAUGAGCUUAUAUUUGUGUGAAUGUGUAAAUAUACUAGGUAGAAAUACGCCAAUAUGAAUCAUCUUGCGGAUGAAAAUGUUCAAACCAUCCAAUGCAAUCCAAAUGCGAAAAACAAAAGCAAAAAGGCCAAAGAUCCUUCUGAAACUACUGACGGUUUAAGUAUAUUGGAUCAAGAUAAUUUAAAUGAUGUUUUGGCAAAUUCUCUUCAUAUUAAUAAUUUCAACAAUAGUAAUCUAACUAAUGGAACAAGUGAUCACUUGAAAAACGAAAUCUCUAACAAGACGUGUGUUAAAUUAGAAGCUCAAGGUGACAUAGUAAGUGAAGUUUCAAAUGAUGUAAAUAGUGUACAGUGUAAUGAUACUGCCAAGAAGCAGGCAGAGGAGGUCAUUUCAAUGCAUCAUAUGAGUAGAUCUUUAUGUGAAAAUGAUUUAGAGAGCAAUGAUAAUUGUGUCAAUAAAAAUGAUCAAACUCAAAAAGAAGACAUAGAGAUUAUAUCAUAUGAAUCUGAACUGCAAAUGCCAGAAAUCAUGCGACUUAUACAAAAAGAUUUAUCAGAACCUUAUUCUAUCUAUACCUAUAGAUAUUUUAUACACAAUUGGCCUAAGCUCUGUUUCUUGGCAACUCACAAAGGGACUUGCAUUGGUGCCAUUGUAUGUAAGCUAGAUAUGCAUCGCAAUGUUGUAAAAAGAGGUUAUAUUGCUAUGUUAGCUGUCGAUGAGAAGUACAGAAAGCGAAAGAUUGGAUCUAAAUUAGUUCGCAAAGCAAUACAGGCUAUGAUAAAUGAUAAUGCAGAUGAGGUGGUCUUAGAAACAGAAAUCACAAACAAGCCAGCGCUGAAGUUGUAUGAAAAUCUAGGCUUUGUACGAGACAAACGCUUAUUUCGAUAUUACCUUAAUGGUGUAGAUGCAUUACGAUUAAAAUUGUGGUUAAGGUGAAAUGAGUAGAUAUCUAAUGGGAAAUUCUCAAUGUUGUGUUUACUUUGAGAGACUUAAUAGUCUUGGGGAUGUUCUACAUGUAAAGUGAUCCCAACUGUUGUUAAAUGGUAUAACCUUUUAUUGCCAUGUGGAUUUUAGCCAAAUGUAUAGUUUGUUUCAAUUAUUUUAGUCAUGUGAUAUGUUUAAUUUUAUAUAAUUUAUGUGUUAAAAUUGUUAAUGAAAUAUUUUCUUCAAUUACUUUUAUAUCUUGAAUAUAAGAAUAUAAAUGGUUAAUAUCCAUACAAAAAUACACAACUUUGCAGAAUU
Messenger RNA from Diatraea saccharalis (sugarcane borer), 1504 nucleotides. Lineage: Eukaryota; Metazoa; Arthropoda; Insecta; Lepidoptera; Crambidae. The record is from the annotation of a GenBank genome assembly.